This is a messenger RNA of Fusarium poae, 2337 nucleotides long. RefSeq lists its product as uncharacterized. The coding region runs from base 1 to 2337 and encodes 778 amino acids. The transcript has 2 exons. Lineage: Eukaryota; Fungi; Ascomycota; Sordariomycetes; Hypocreales; Nectriaceae. The record is from RefSeq and is a predicted model, not a curated record.
AUGGGGAAUCAACCACAGUCUAAGAUCAUCGAGGAUAACCCUAUUGGGAAUGGCAUUGAUGCCUUUCGCGGUUCUUUCAGUUCGAUAUGCGAAAGGGCGCAUCUCUCCUGCAUUCCAGAUGCCCUAGACCAGCUUGAACAUGAAGAUGUGCAGGAUCUCGCGUCCAGUCUUCUAUCAGCGAUUCAAAUUCUUCCUGCCACCCGCCUCUUGCCUUCGAAGACAGGUCGUGGCACCCUCCGAAGCGAUCUCCUAAGACUUGUUUCUACUGCCGCCUCUGCCGACUUUGACUUCGAUCGCGUCAAACCUCUCCUGAAAUCAGCCCUCGUCGAUGAACCAGACGAUGCCCUAAUCUGGGAUGAACUCUACAACGCUGUCACCGAAUCCACCCCGCCUCCCCGACAGGUAGCUUCUUCCAUCCAACAGACUCCAUGGCUGCGCAAUACCAGCAGCUUCGCGAACUCGUCCGAGCAUCGCAAAUAUGUGGACGAUGUGCUGAAGGAGGAGCUUGGCCCUAUGUAUGUCGGGCUCCGCAAUUUUCACAGCACAUACUUUGGGGGCGUGGCCGACCUUCAGACAGCGGCCCAGGCGUUCUUCGAGCAAUGCCUCGAAGGUAGUGAUCCACUCUUUGAAGACGGUUGGAAGGGAUGGCCUAAAGAUGCGAACCAGGAUGAUGUGCUGAGCUGGUUUGCUGACUUCAGCGAGAAACUGACGACAUUUGCAGACGGCCAAAAGUCCAUUUCGACGCAUCAACAUCGACGAAGGCCAUUGGCAAAGCCUAACGAACCCAUUGACGGCUCUGUGGGGAAGCGAAAAAUAGACGUUGGGUUUGUGAAUGAUCCUCAAGCUGGGAAGGACUCAAGGUGCCACUGGUCCCAGAUCCUUGUGCCAGGAGAGCUCAAGAGCAACCCUUCGGCCGAUAAAGCUUCAGAGGCCUGGCUUGAUCUUGGGAGGUACGCGAGGGAAGUGCUCGCUGCGCAGGACACCCGCCGCUUCGUCUUGGGCUUCACUAUCUGUGGAUCUCUCAUGAGAGUUUGGGUGUUUGAUCGACUCGGGGGGAUCGCAUCCGAACAGUUCAACAUCAAUGACGAUGGGCUCCAGUUUGUGUUCACAAUUCUUGGCUUUCUUUGGAUGAACGAGGAGGAACUUGGAUUUGAUCCGACAAUCAAGUCGGAAAACCAGGAGCGAUUCAUCGAGAUCAACCGGAACGGUUCGACUGAGCGAAUUAUCAUCGACCAGGUGAUGCAGCGCGCCCGCUGCAUAGCUGGUCGAGCAACGACAUGUUGGAAAGCUCACCCCGAAAGGCAGCCAAAGAUGCUGCUUGUGAUUAAGGAUUCAUGGCAAUACCCAGAGCGCGAUGAGGAAGGCGACCUGUUACGUGAAGCGACUAAUAAGGGAGUCAUUAAUGUGGCUCGAUAUUAUCACCAUGAGGUAGUCCAGAUACGUGGAAUGGAUGACGAUAUUCAAAACAAUACUCGGCGUGGUCUGGAUAUCAGGACAGCUGCGAACUAUCGCCUGCCGCGCCCUAUGCCGCGGAAUAACAUUGCAUCUGGCGUAUCAAGGGAAGGGCGCACCAGCACCAGCACCAACAGGAAGCGAUCAUCUAGUCAAACUGGCGCCGAUCUUCCUUCUAGCAAGCGAUCCUGUUCCGCGUCUUCAACAAAAGCCCCUGGUACACCACAAAAUCGGGUACACCGGCGUGUCAUUAUCCGAGAUUAUGGGAUUCCCAUUUACAAAGCGAGCUCUCGAUCGGCUCUGCUUGCUGCGUUCGAGCGCUGCAUCGAGGGACAUGAGUCUCUGCACAAAACAGGUCAUCUCCACCGUGACAUUUCGAUCAACAAUCUCAUGGUGAAUGAAGACGAUGAUAACCCCUCAUGGCCUUCUUUUUUGAUCGACCUUGACCUGGCUGUAAAAAAGUCACGGGAAGCUGCGUCAGGAGCAAAGGGGAAAACCGGAACACGCGCUUUCAUGGCAAUCGGGGCGCUACUAGGCGAGCAGCAUUCUUUCAUGCACGAUCUCGAGUCAUUUUUCUGGGUCUUGUUCUGGAUAUGCAUUCACUACGACGGGCCAGGCCGUAGUAGAGCUGUUCCACGGUUUGAGAAGUGGAAUUAUGUCCAAGACACAGAGGAGUUAGCGGGAAUGAAACUAGGCGUUGUGGCGAAGGAGGCGAUCUUCAUGAAGACAAUAUCCGAUAAUUUCACACCGUACUACAAGCCCUUUAUCUCAUUAUUGAAUAGCCUACGAAAAAUUGUUUUUCCUCAGGAUAAGCCGUGGGAACGGGAAGAUGAGAAUCUCUACUCUCGAAUAAGAGACAUUCUCCGGAAAGAUUGGCAAGUUUAG